UGCCCCUCAGUUGGCUAUUCUGUAACUCUGUGACUAUCCAGAAGACUUUUUCUCCUCUCAAGGUUCUCUCUUUUUUUUUUUUUCUUUUUCUGGAAAAUUCCCUCCAAGAGCUGACUUUUAAGCACUUUUACUUUAUAGGAAGCAACAGAAAGGCAGCAUGUCGGCUGGAACACCAAUCAUGCUGAAUACCAACCCUCAGGAUCUGCAGGUCCAAACGUUUACUGUUGAGAAAUUACUGGAGCCGCUCAUAAUCCAGGUUACCACACUUGUAAAUUGUCCCCAGAACCCUUCCAACAGGAAAAAAGGAUGUUCCAAAAGAGCCAGAGUUCUUCUAGCUUCUGUGGAGGAAGCAACCUGGAAUUUAUUAGACAAGGGAGAGAAGAUUGCUCAGGAAGCCACGGUUUUAAAGGAAGAGCUUACUUCUGCACUUGGGGAAGUUCGCAAAGAAAGUGAAGCUCUGAAGGUGUCAGCUGAGAGAUUUACAGAUGACCCCUGUUAUCUCCCAAAAAGGGAGGCUGUAGUUCAAGCCGCCCGUGCCUUGCUGGCUGCAGUUACCAGACUCCUCAUCCUCGCCGACAUGGUUGAUGUCAUGUGUCUGCUGCAGCACGUGUCGUCUUUUCAAAGAACUUUUGAAUCUCUUAAGAAUGUUUCCAACAUACCUGACCUCCAGAAAGCCUACCAGAAGCUUGGGAAGGAGCUGGAAAAUCUAGAUUAUUUAGCCUUCAAACGUCAGCAGGACUUAAAAUCUCCAAACCAGAGGGAUGAAAUUGCAGGCGCCCGGGCCGCGCUGAAGGAGAACUCUCCUCUCUUGCAUUCAAUUUGUUCAGCUUGUUUGGAGCAUUCUGAUGUUGCUGCCCUCAAAGCCAGCAAGGACACAGUUUGUGAAGAAAUUCAGAAUGCCCUCCAUGUGAUUUCAAAUGCUUCUCAAGGCAUUCAGAACGUGCCGGCCUCAUCUGAUCCUCAGGCAGCCACGCUGGGAAGUGCACUGGACGAGCUGGAGAGUUUAAUUGUCCUGAACCCGCUCACGGUGACUGAAGAGGAAAUGAGACCGUCCCUGGAAAAGCGCCUGGAAGCCAUCAUCAGCGGGGCCGCUCUGCUGGCGGACUCCUCCUGCACUCGGGACUUCCACCGGGAGAGGAUCAUUGCGGAAUGCAACGCCAUUCGCCAGGCUCUUCAGGACUUGCUGUCCGAGUACAUGAGCAACGCAGGAAAAAAGGAAAGGAGUAGUACCCUGAAUACUGCUAUAGACAACAUGUGCAAGAAAGCCCGAGACCUUCGCAGACAGCUCCGCAAGGCUAUUAUUGAUCAUGUGUCAGACUCUUUCUUGGAUACAACAGUCCCACUUUUGGUUCUCAUUGAAGCUGCUAAGAAUGGCCGGGAGAAGGAAAUAAAAGAAUAUGCUGCAAUAUUUCAUGAACAUACCAGCAGGCUUGUAGAGGUGGCAAAUCUUGCUUGUUCCAUGUCAACAAAUGAAGACGGAAUUAAAAUUGUCAGAAUUGCAGCCAAUCACUUGGAAACAUUGUGUCCACAGAUUAUUAAUGCUGCACUUGCUUUGGCUGCAAGACCCAAAAGUCAAGUGGUGAAAAAUACCAUGGAAAUGUACAAGCGCACGUGGGAGAAUUACAUACAUGUUCUCACUGAAGCUGUGGAUGACAUUACAAGCAUUGAUGACUUCCUCGCUGUGUCUGAAAGCCACAUCCUGGAAGACGUCAACAAGUGCAUCAUAGCUUUGAGAGACCGAGAUGCUGAGAAUUUAGACCGUGCUGCAGGGGCUAUCAGAGGCCGGGCGGCCAGGGUCGCUCACAUUGUCACAGGUGAAAUGGACAGCUAUGAGCCAGGCGCUUACACUGAAGGAGUAAUGCGAAAUGUUAACUUCCUCACAAGUACCGUGAUUCCUGAGUUUGUAACACAAGUGAAUGUCGCCUUGGAAGCCUUGAGCGAGAACUCAUUGAAUGUGUUUGAUGAUAAUCAGUUUGUGGACAUCUCAAAGAAGAUCUAUGACACAAUUCAUGACAUCAGAUGCUCAGUCAUGAUGAUUCGGACCCCAGAGGAACUUGAGGAUGUUUCUGAUCUUGAAGAGGAUCAUGAAGUCCGCAGCCACACCAGUGUGCAGACAGAAGGGAAGACUGACCAGGCUAAGAUGACUCAACUGCCUGAGGCAGAAAAGGAAAAGAUUGCUGAGCAAGUUGCUGAUUUCAAGAAAGUAAAGAGCAAGUUGGAUGCUGAGAUUGAAAUAUGGGAUGAUACCAGCAACGACAUCAUUGUUCUUGCUAAGAAGAUGUGUAUGAUCAUGAUGGAGAUGACCGACUUCACGAGGGGCAAAGGCCCACUGAAGCACACCACUGAUGUGAUCUAUGCAGCUAAAAUGAUAUCCGAGUCAGGAUCAAGGAUGGAUGUUCUUGCUCGGCAGAUUGCUAACCAGUGUCCAGAUCCAUCGUGCAAACAGGACUUGCUGGCCUAUCUGGAACAGAUUAAAUUCUACUCCCACCAACUGAAAAUCUGCAGCCAAGUUAAAGCUGAGAUCCAGAACCUGGGGGGAGAGCUCAUCAUGUCAGCUUUGGACAGUGUUACCUCCCUGAUCCAAGCAGCCAAAAAUUUAAUGAAUGCUGUCGUGCAGACAGUGAAAAUGUCCUACAUCGCCUCCACCAAGAUCAUCCGAAUCCAGAGUCCGGCUGGGCCCCGGCACCCGGUGGUGACGUGGAGGAUGAAGGCUCCGGCAAAAAAACCCUUGAUUAAAAGAGAGAAGCCAGAGGAGACUUGUGCUGCUGUCAGACGGGGAUCAGCAAAGAAGAAAAUCCAUCCAGUGCAAGUCAUGAGUGAAUUUAGAGGAAGACAAAUCUACUGAAAGCACUCCUCCGCUCAAGCGCCACUGUUACAAAAUCCUGGCUAACCGCACUGCUUUGUUUUACAAUUUACUAGUUCUGUAAUUUCACUAAGUUUCAGAAUUAAACUCACAAGUAACCUAAAACAUUGAAGGCUAAACCAAUGUGAGUAACGUAUGUUUGGGAUCAUGUCACUGUCAUUUCUGUAUAGCCAGCACACACUAGUUGAUCAAUACAUGCUUGUUUAGUGAAUGAAAACUUCAGGUGUCCUUCGGUCUGUCCUAAUCACAGGAAUAUCUUACAUUCAUUAAGAUAUGAACACAUGACAAGCUAACCUGUAAUAAUUCACUAAAGCCACUCUUCUCAUCAUAAAGUAAAACACUGACAUAAGCUCUUGAUUUGGUUUGCAAUGCAAAGAAAAACAUUCAUGAAAUAUUUUCCCACUUCAUAUCCAUAAUUUCAUCAUUCUACUUAAGCUUGCAGAAAUGCCUAAUUUUGAUCUCUAGAUAUCUCUAUCCAUUGUCAACUGAUUAGUCUAACUUCUACCCAAAACUAACCAAAUUGGGGCAGGCAGCUUCUCACUAGAUUUCAUUUUCAGCUUUAAUAAGAUGCUUUAAUAGCAUUACAAAAGAUAUGGUGCGUUUUGGUGCCACAACACAUUUUAGGGUUUCAUUUUUCUGUAAUUUUCAGACUGCAUAUGCUGAAAAUGAGUUAUCCCUUAUUGGACAAAUGACCCACUAAACUGUACCCCAGACUGAGUUACAGUAACAAAAUGUGAGAAGUUUUGUGUGACUCUGAAAUUCUAUUUACAUCCCUUAUCAAUUGCAAUUAAAAAGAAAGGCUACUUUGAAAAACGUUUUUGCACUGAGGAAAUAUAACCGUGGAUUGUAUCGCUGACCUGUGAAGCAGAGUGAAUGACAAUGAGGCUAAAAGCUAGAGCAGUUUUUGUUUUUUUGUCUUUCCUGUUUUCUUUCCAUUUUUUCAUUUCUUAACUUUGAUCUUUAUCACUGUAUGUUUGCAGUAUACAGUGAUCACGUUUGCUGUGAGGAGUUGGCACAUGUACCUAACAUAUUUUAACACCUUAAUGAAGGUCACUGGGGCCAUUUUACAAACCCAGUAACUGGGCUCAUCUGUAGUGGAGUUCAUCAUGAAUUUUGUAACUGUCAGUUUCUCUCUCCUGCUUUCCCUCUCCUGACCUGGUCCUUGACCCCCUGGACUUUCCAUAAUCUCUUUGGAAGAGCUGAGUUACAGUCUCACGAUAUUUCACUAAUAGGGUUUCUCUUCCUAGGGCUUCUUUCAUUCGUCCUCUAUUCUACUUCACCCAAGUAACAUUAUGAUUGUAACUUCUCACUUGUACAACACUAUUACUAAUGAGUCACUUCAACAACCUUGAUACUUUAGACUGAUGAAACAAAAUUCAUGCUCACAACAGUGGUUCAAGACAGAAGGACAAAUUUGGGUAAAAGGAUGCAUGAAAAGUAGGAAAACAUAAAAAUUGAAGGCAUGAGGUAUGUGAUAGCUUGACCAAAAUGGUACGGGUAAAGAUCUAUAUGUUACUAUUAAUUAUGAGGGAAAAGUUAGUUCCUUUUGUUGUAAUGGAUUAUUUCAUUUUCCCAAAGGGCUGGAUUCCCUGGCUCUGCAGAUAAAUGCACUAUGAAUUGAAGGAAGUUAAGUGCUCUCUGUCUUGCAUAUACAUUUGCCCACAAUAAUUAUUCCACACAAAGUCCACUGUAGAAAACAAGGUGGCAGUGAAGGAGGGAAUUAGGCAAUUCAAAUAAUUCUGGUUUCCAGUACUAUCUAGAAAGUUGAGGCAAGUAAGGGGUUUCUUUUGUUCAAAUGCUGUAAUCAUUCUGUGCUCCACUAGCAGAAUACCUGUGGUACACUCUUUUCUCAGGUAGAAGUGUGAAAUGAUAAUUUAAUUGAAAAAUGAAUUUCCUUUAAAAGUCACCAAUUACUAGCUAUAUAUCUUAGUUUCUAAAUCCAAAUGCACGAGAUUCAUAUGAGUCUCAUUUAAAAACUUGAGCGUCCAUUUGAGCCAGCAUAAGCUUUCCAUACGCUAGAAUGUAUAAUGCAGUGCUGUAUGCCAGCAAUAGAACUGAUUGGAAAUCACAGAGUUAUCACAUACACUUUAAGCAUUUCAAAAAACAACUCUGCACAAAUGAGAGUGAAUGACACCUUCUCUUUAACAUGAUAACAUUUUUACCUUAGUUCCAGAAAAUACGUAUAAUUAGACCAAAACAAUGAGAAUUUUAUCUUGGCAAAUACCCCUGCGGUAAACUUGCUGUAGUAAUAAAAGGUAGAAUUAAAACAUGCAUAAAGCUGAGAAAUACAUCUGUCUGCUUGAGUAAAUUUCUGCUUUGGACAGCACUGACAGGUUUAAUUUGAUUCAGACCUGCUCCAAUGCAAAUGUUUAUUCAAAAGAAAAGCUAGUAAUAAGAUGUUUAACAGAUCUUUCUAGAACAAAGCACUGGGAAAUGCAUCUAGUGGUGGUGACAGCAGAAAAAUGUGAUCCAUAAGUAUGAAUUUAUACUUAGGUCUUUUUUCUUCAGGGGAAUGGCAAACAUUUCUUAAUGAGAGUGUUAAUUUGGUGACCCAGUAUGCACUUUUUGCAAUCAUGGAGAUCACUGCCUCUUUAAAUGAUUCAUGUGCUUGGCCUCGUGAGUUCGGUUCCCGGUACUGGAGAAAAACCAAAAUAAAUAAAUAAAUAAAUAAAUAAAUAAAUAAAUAAAUAGAACUCACCUUUCUCUGUUAGUGAAAUCAGUUUAUGUUAUUUUUUAUGGAAAAAUUACUUGAGUGGGAGGAGAGGUUUUAUACUACCUAAAGACAGUUCCUUCCCUGUUUGGCCACCCUCAUGGUAAAUGUUAGACUUCAAUCAGAAUAAUUUGGAAAACAUUGCUGAAAUCAUAAUCUAAUAACUUCUUCUUCUAGUUCUAAAAGCUGAAAGGUUUUCAUGAAACACAAAAGCUGAAAACUAUAAAUUUCUUUUACUUAUUGCAAAUCAAAAUUAUUAGAUUAAAAUAUUUCUUCUGAAUGGAGUUUCUAGACAGUUCUUAAAUGAGUCAAAAAAAAAGACUAAACAUCAAGCUUCUAAGCUAACGUGCUGACGUUUCCUUUCUGUUUGUCACAGGAGUGCAACCUACAGGUGUGCUAGAAAAUGCAAUGCAGCCUUUAUAUUCAUGAGUGUCUGCUGACCUUCAAAAAUCUCCUGAGGACAAAUGUAACACAUGUGUUCUUCAUAAAGUCUCUCUGUACAAGAGAGAAGGCCCCAGAGCUACACAGAGAGGCCUGUUCAUAUACUCAGCAUUACUGAUGCACUUAGCUUUGAAGAAGGUCAGUUUUCAAAUCUUAUUGUUAAAAUUGUAAAUAUACAAUUAAAUGCCUAGUUGCACUGUCAAACCCAAUGAUUCUCCUCCAAUUCAAUAAUGAGUGGCUACAAAAACUAGUAUGUGCCAGGCUGUCCUAAAUGUUCAUUUUCAGGGCAGUCUUCUCUUCUCUCCCACUCCUAGGCUAUGUUUUCUUCUAUUAACCACCAAUAGCUUUCUACCAGAAGGACGCGGCCAGCCUGCCCAUCCUGGCCAAUCACCCCAACACAGAGGAGAAAGAGCCAAAAAUCUCUCUCUCCUCUCUCUCAAAUCUUUACAUGUCUGUCCUACACAUAAACUGACAAAUAUAUUCUGUAGGGUUUUAAUUUUUUAUCAGAAUCAGUCGAAUAGUUUUUCUAGUCCCAGAAACAUUCUUACUCUUUAGGUGUCAGACCUACAUUUCUGUGCCGGGAUUGUAGUUCCCAUGGAUACAGAUUCCCACACAGUGACAAAGUGUGUAGAAUGUGAUCUGAGCCUUUUCUUGGUGAUGCUGAUCAUGGUACAGUGAACUCACUGCAGAAUCGCUGGGCUGUUUCAGUACUGUCAUAAGUGGUUUUCUAGGUUGACAAAACAGGCACAGAAUCGUAAUUUGAAUAAAGCAAGUAUUUUCUCUGCCACAACAAGCAGUCUAUCAUACAUUUAGGAGUCAGAACCAUUUGGUGUUUGUUAAACCAAAAGUAAUUUUUUAACUUUUCAGAAAGUUUAGGCACAUCCAAUUAAAAAUAAAGCUUGCAUAUUUUUAAUAAUUCACUGUAAGUUAAACUAGGAAAAUUUAUCCAACCUGAGAUGUUUUUGUUUUCACACUAUAUAUCACAGAUCAGGAAACAACACUUAUUCAGAGGAAAACUCUGUCUCCCUGCAAUUAUGAUAUAUUUAGCAUUAGCAUAUUAGCACCAAAUAACCAAGUAAGACCUAAUGAUUAAAUCAUCAUUACAUGUACAAGGUAGUCCAAGAAUUUUUUAUUUCGGCACAUCCUAGGUACCAUACUUCACAGAGGCAGUCUACACGAAGGCGCCCAGUAGUCCCAUCUUGUCUAGUGAGGAAAACAGGGAAAGUGACUUUCAAUGUGAGCUCAGCAAGUGGAGUAAAAUGGUGUAAAGGCAGAGGAUUUCUAAGUGAACACAGAUAGGAGAGUGUCCGAGGUAGAGGAGGGGAAGAAUGGAUAGUUGCAGAAUCAGAUAACUUGCAGGCAAAGGGCAGUCUUUUUCGGUGCUAUGAAGAUCAGACAGCCUCAUCCUGAAUUAAGAGGUAAGGUUAGGAUGGGAUAUCAUCCUGGAAUGUUGGUGGUUUGCUAAUGUCAGAGGCAAAAUGAUAAACUGUAUAAAUAUUGACAAAGAGUUAGUAAUAAAGUUUGCAAGUCAAGAAAUGGGAAUUAAGCCACUCUCGCAAAUGAUGGCAGAAUCAGAAUAAUCACACAUUUAUAUAUUCCACCUCUCUUUGCUGGGCACCUAUAAUGUUCCAGUCACUGUCUUAGGUUAUUGGGAUAUACUAGUUACCAGAAUGAACUUUGUCCUCAUGUACCAAGUCUGCAUUAACUGCUAUUAUCAUACUUAAUACUCUAAUAACAAUACGGGAUAGAUGCAGUUAGCGGGAUUCCACAGCUAAGAAAACUGAAGCUUACAUGGGAUGAGAAUCCUUCCCAAAUCUAACUGGCUUUAAAAUUUUAUUACUUUUCAGACUCUGAACUAUUAGCUGUUAUACCAGCCAGACUCCCUGGAAAUAGAGACUUAGUUUGUGAGUUGCUAAUGAGAUACUUAUUUCAAAUUCUUGCUGAUUUCCUAUAUAAUAGCAAAAAGCAAUAAGAGAUUUAGGAAAAUGCAUGUCCAUCCAACCUAUGUCAUUCAAAGCAGAUAAGAGUUACAUGAAUAAUUUGCUGCACAUCUCACCUCUAAUAACUAAAUAUAUCAGCUAUAUGAGGAGUAAAUAUCUUUUGGAUUAUUAUUAUUAUUAUUUUUUUUUUUUUGGUUUUUCUCCGGU
Molecule: messenger RNA, 8161 nt
Organism: Chinchilla lanigera (long-tailed chinchilla)
Lineage: Eukaryota; Metazoa; Chordata; Mammalia; Rodentia; Chinchillidae
Gene: Ctnna3
Product: catenin (cadherin-associated protein), alpha 3
Exons: 18
Coding region: 158-2845 (895 amino acids)
Biological process (GO): cell migration; cell-cell adhesion
Cellular component (GO): adherens junction; fascia adherens
Molecular function (GO): cadherin binding; beta-catenin binding; actin filament binding
Source: RefSeq, a predicted model, not a curated record